This is a messenger RNA of Penicillium waksmanii, 2799 nucleotides long. Its product is annotated as CAZyme family GT1. The transcript is spliced from 7 exons. Gene Ontology annotation, molecular function: hexosyltransferase activity; UDP-glycosyltransferase activity. NCBI's taxonomy places the organism in Eukaryota, Fungi, Ascomycota, Eurotiomycetes, Eurotiales, Aspergillaceae. The record is from RefSeq and is a predicted model, not a curated record. Gene Ontology annotation, biological process: carbohydrate metabolic process. The annotation marks the transcript as partial.
AUGGCCGCUGUUGUAGCGCCGCCCCCUGCACACACGUUCGAGAGGUUGAACCUCGUUCGUUCGCAUACUCUGUCAUUUAAAGAUACCAAGCGACCACCAGAUGGCCCUGAAAAAGUGCGAUUUAUACACGAUGAGGGGCUGGAUACUGGCGCUCGUAUUCUAAGUGAUGGCCGAUUAGAUAUCCAUAUUGACCAGCAUAAACCGAGCAUCGCAGGGCUAUUGAACCGCAUCCAACGCCCGGAUGUACAUCCUGACCAAGAUGCCGAACAAAUCGCCGAAGAAGGGAAGCCCUUCGCAAAGGAUGAGCCUUAUCCACUGCACUUGAAUAUCGUCAUCCAAGUAAUUGGCUCUCGGGGCGACAUUCAACCGUUCGUUGCGUUAGGGUGCGAACUGAAAUCCAACGGUCACCGAGUAAGAUUGGCCACACAUUUAACUUUCCGGCAAUUCGUUCUCGAUAGUGGCCUCGAGUUCUUCAAUAUCGGAGGAGAUCCAACGGAGCUGAUGGCUUUCAUGGUAAAAAACCCUGGCCUUUUACCGGGGUUCAAAGCAAUACGCAGCGGAGAAAUCCAAAAGCGUCGGCGUGAGAUGAGGGAAAUUUUCAAUGGAUGUUGGAGAUCUUGCUUUGAAAAGGGUGAUGGGACUCAUCUUCACCAGAUCAAAGAAGACCCAUUCGACAAAGCUCUGGAUUUUCGAGAACGGCCUUUCGUGGCGGACGCUAUUAUAGCCAAUCCUCCGAGCCUAGCCCAUAUUCAUUGCGCGCAACGACUAGGAAUUCCUCUCCAUAUUAUAUUCACGAUGCCCUGGUCGCCAACUCAAUCAUUUCCCCACCCAUUAGCCAAUGUUCAUUCCCAGAACUGCAGGCCGACCAUUGCAAAUUUCAUGUCAUAUAACAUUGUAGAUGUGAUGGUAUGGGAAGGACUGGGAGAUAUUCUGAACACACUUCGCAAAAAUACCCUAUCCCUCGAACCUAUGGACACAAUGACCGCCUCGAAUAUACUCCACCGACUACAAGUGCCGCAUACUUAUCUCUGGUCUCCUUCGUUACUACCUAAGCCUCCUGAUUGGCCUGAGAACAUCGAUGUCUGUGGCUUUGGCUUCCUCAUGCCAGAGAGCAACUACACGCCACCUCCGGAAAUCGCUUCAUUUCUUGCUUCAGGACCAAAACCAAUAUAUAUCGGAUUCGGCUCCAUCGUAGUUGAUAAUCCUGCCAAAUUGACAAAGAUUGUAUUUGAAGCAGUCAAAAAAACCGGUCAGCGGGCCCUUGUCUCGAAAGGUUGGGGAAACCUCGGAGCAGACGAAGUGCCGGAAAACAUUCUCAUGAUCGGAAACUGCCCUCACGAUUGGCUCUUUCGGCAAGUUUCAUGUGUGAUUCAUCACGGUGGCGCUGGCACUACUGCGGCAGGUCUAGCCCUAGGCCGACCGACGAUAAUUAUCCCAUUUUUCGGAGACCAGCAAUUUUGGGGAAGUAUCGUUGCGCGGGCCGGAGCUGGCCCGGCACCAAUCCCAUAUAAACAACUGAAUACCCAGAAUCUCUCAGAUGGGAUACGGAAAGCGCUGGAGACGAGUACAAUGGAUAGAGCACAGGCUAUUGCGACGAAAAUGGAAGAAGAGUCUGGCGUGCGCCAUGGGGUGAGAAGCUUUUAUCGAAAUCUUGAUCCUCAACUAUCCAGAUGCGCUAUACUUCGGAAUCACCCAGCUGCUUGGCAUCUCAAACAUACUGACAUUAACUUGAGUGCCUUUGCGGCAACUCUCUUGGUGAAAUCUGGGAAGCUUAGUCCGGAAAUGCUCGUGCUUCACCGUCCUAUGGAAUACGAUACAUUCAUGGACCCCGCUAACCCACUUUCUGCUGGUGCCCAGGUGCUCUUUGGAGCCCUUACGAGCUUCAUAGCUGGCUUUGUUGAUGUUCCAAGAGAGAUUGGGAGUGAUCUUGUUACUGCUUUUCGCGCAAUAACUCACCCCCGCCAAAAUUAUGAGCGCCGCGCAGCAUGCCGGGCAGCAGCAGAGUCGUCACUGGAUGCAACAGUCCCAGAUGACAGUAUUGGGAACGAAGAAACAAGUACUAGUACUAAUACUGAAAAUGAAGUCCAGCCAUCACGAAAUGAGAAUUAUGAACAGGGCCCUGGAGAGAGUCUAGAUGAAAGUACAGGGGAAGACACUGGUGAUGAGAACGAUGAGGACGGUGGCGGAGGCCAUGUCAACGAAAUCGAUCGAGGUCAGAGCAAGGAGCGCAAAAGGUCUCUUCAACUUAAAACGGCGAAACCAAUGAGCAGCACAUUGACACCCUCGAAACCACCCAGAUUCAUAUUUUUGCACGAAUCUGUGCUGCAAGGAAAGAAGAUGUCCAAGAAGUUUGCGAAGGUGGUUAUACGGUUACCAGCCGAUUUUUCAUUGGGCAUGACCAGAGGAUUCCACAACGCUCCCAAGUUAUAUCACGAUUCGACAGUAACUGAAAACCCCCAAGUGGUCAGUCUUCGAACCGGGUUCUCAGCGGCAGGAGAGGAGCUCCGAGACGGUUUCUAUUACAGUAUCAAAGGCAUAGGAACUCAUCCACGCGAUGGUUUCAAGAAAGAAGGUGUUAAGGGGAUUUUCAAGGGGGCCGGGAAAGCAGUGGGAGGGUUGUUUCUCAAGCCAGCAGCAGGGCUAUGGGGUAUAGCAGGAUAUCCAUUGAGUGGGAUGCUUCGAGACAUCAACGACUCGCUGGGCAGACAUCAGAAAUGCAUGAUUAUCCUGGGUCGUAUUUCACAGGGAGUCGAAGAAAUGCGAGAGUCCACGGCCCAGGAAAGGGCAGAAGUAUACAAG